AUGGACUCGAACGGGACGGAAACGGUUGGAGAGUCUCUGCAGCAACAGUUUGACCAUUGGUACACCUUUCUCGUGGAGGACCUAAGCGACAAACGUACCGCUCACCUUCCGUUCCUGCACAGUCCACUAUGGCCACUAGCAGUGCUUGCCGUCUACUUUCUGCUCGUGUUCUACUGGAUACCGAAUUAUAUGCGCGAUCGCAAACCGUACGAUCUGCGCAAACUAAUGCUGGCGUACAACGUGUUCCAAGUGGUGGUGUGUUACUGUCUGAUCCGGCAGCUCGUACGUCACGGGUGGACAUUCCGCUAUCUGUACACGUGCGAGCUGGCCGACUAUUCGACCAGUCGGGACGCGAUCGGGUUCCUGCAUGCCGCCUACCUUAACUACUGCGUCAAAACGGCCGAGCUGGUGGAGACGGUUCUGUUUGCGCUGCGCAAGAAGCGUAGCCAGAUUUCGUUCCUGCACGUCUAUCACCACGUGUUCACCUAUCUGUUGGCCUGGAUCUUCGCCAAAUACGUUGGAGGAAGCAUGCUAACGUACACAAUCAUCGUUAACUCGCUGGUGCACAUGUGCAUGUACUCGUACUAUCUGCUGGCGGUCAUCCCGAACUAUGUGCCCUUUUCCUUGCACAAACUGAAGCGAUACAUUACCGCACUGCAGAUUAUACAGCUGGUGAGCAUCCUGGUGAACAUCAUGUUCGCCAUGCGCAGUAGUUGCGCUAUCCCGCGAACCCACAUCCUACUCUACGCACCCUACAUGGUUGUGCUCAUAUCGAUGUUUAUCAACUUCUACAUGAAGACGUACAGUGGCAUCACCAAGGCGCUCAACGUCUGCUACACCGAUGGUGGAGUCGUCGUUAAGAAGGUGAAAUAGUG
This is a messenger RNA of Anopheles maculipalpis, 875 nucleotides long. RefSeq names its product elongation of very long chain fatty acids protein 4-like. Gene Ontology annotation, cellular component: endoplasmic reticulum membrane. Gene Ontology annotation, molecular function: fatty acid elongase activity. The record is from RefSeq and is a predicted model, not a curated record. The transcript is spliced from 4 exons. Lineage: Eukaryota; Metazoa; Arthropoda; Insecta; Diptera; Culicidae. The coding region runs from base 1 to 873 and encodes 290 amino acids. Gene Ontology annotation, biological process: fatty acid elongation, saturated fatty acid; sphingolipid biosynthetic process; fatty acid elongation, monounsaturated fatty acid.